Molecule: messenger RNA, 2168 nt
Organism: Vitis riparia (riverbank grape)
Lineage: Eukaryota; Viridiplantae; Streptophyta; Magnoliopsida; Vitales; Vitaceae
Product: F-box protein PP2-A12
Exons: 3
Coding region: 286-1137 (283 amino acids)
Molecular function (GO): protein binding
Source: RefSeq, a predicted model, not a curated record
AUUGAUGAGACUAUUCCGCACUCCCAAAUUCCAAAACAAGGAACACAUUGCACAGUGUCGACCACAAUUAUUUUAAUAUACUCCACCUUCGUAGCCCAUCAAAAUCAAUACCUCCCCCACUUUCUCUCUCAUAUUUUCCCAGGAAACAAACAAACUUUGCACCCUUUUCCCACAUAAAUCAAAUGCAACCCACCUUCCCCCUCUCCCUUCCUCUUCAUCUUCGUCUUCCAAUCGCUCAAAAGCUUGAUUCUAGGCUCUAGAGAUUUUUGGGUUUUCGACAUCUUCAUGGGUACUGGUGUCUCCCUUCUUGCUUGUGAAAAUGAAGGGUGUCCUUCUCGACCCAGGCUUGGAGAUUUGCCUGAGGACUGUGUGGCUUUGGUACUGUCGUACUUGGAUCCACCAGAAAUUUGCAAAUUGGCCAAGCUGAAUCGGGCGUUUCGCGGGGCUUCUCGAGCUGAUCUCGUUUGGGAGCCCAAGUUGCCCUCCAAUUAUUGUUUGGUUAUCGAGAAAGUGUUUAAGGAUUUUCCCAAAAAUUUGUGUAAGAAAGAGAUUUAUGCCAGAUUGUGUCAGCCUAACCCCUUUGAUGGAGGCACAAAGAAGGCUUGGCUGGAUAAGAGAACAGGCGGUGUGUGUUUGUCAAUCUCUUCAAAGGGAUUAGCAAUCACCGGAAUCGAUGAUCGGAGAUACUGGACCUACAUUCCAACUGAAGAAUCCAGGUUCAACACUGUUGCAUAUGUUCAGCAAAUCUGGUGGCUUGAGGUUGAUGGGGAGGUCGAUUUCCCAUUUCCAGCAGGAACUUAUAGCAUAUUCUUCAGGCUGCAGUUGGGGCGGGCUUCCAAGAGGCUUGGCCGUAGGAUCUGUAACCCCGAGCACGUACAUGGUUGGGACAUAAAGCCAGUGCGUUUCCAGCUAUGGACUUCAGAUGGUCAACAUGCCACAUCUCAGUGUUUCUUGGAUGAACCUGGAAGGUGGAUUCAGUACCAUGCAGCAGACUUUGUUGUUGAUAACUCUAAUGCACCAACAAAGAUUAAAUUCUCAAUGACCCAGAUCGAUUGCACACACACCAAAGGUGGUCUUUGUGUAGACUCUGUUCUGAUAUACCCAAGAGAAUUUAGGGAAAGGUUAAAGCAUUUUUGAAUCACACUUAACCUCUGUAGGUAGGAAGUUUUAUGUUAUAGAGGUAGGGCAUUUCUAAAAGAAAACAGAAUCAAAUACUAGUUGGUUCUUUCUGGCCUUGAAAUCAUUUGUAUGCACCAAAGGCUAUUUGUAAAUCUAUAUUUCUCUUAAGUAGCACCAUCCUAGUUGUGUGUAUUCCUUUUUCUCUCCAUUGUCAAUAGUUUCUUGUGAGGGACUUUGGGGAAGGGAGGCCAGUUGAUAUAAAUUGAAGGAAUCUGAUUCUUUUCUUUUUAGGUUUUUUCUCCAUGGUGCGAAGCAACAAAGUGCACCAUCGGUUUUUUUAAUUUUUUUUUUUCACAAAUGUUGGCUUACCUCUCCCUAAAACUUGGUGCUUACCAAGUACGGCUCUAGGUGGAUUAUACAUGUGAACCCACAAUGCUACCCGGCUUUAGAGAGAAGAAUAGGGAGAGAGCAGUAAUAUGCAUGGGAAGCUGAGUGUUGGGAGCGGUCUAGGGAAAUUGGUUGGUGGAUUCUUCUUUUUAGGACAGUUUCGAGAUUAGGAGCUCAAAGGAGAUCUUUCUCUAGAAAUUUCAAGCGUGCACAAUUGAGAGAAAGGAGGAUGAUAGUUUGGUGUGGAAUGCCGCCUGGCAAAUUCUCCAUCAAAUCCUUCUACCUUCUACUCCAGGAAGAAUUCAUGGGUUACUUUGGAGGUGAGAUUUUUUGCUUGGGAAGCUUCUUGGAAGAAUUUUCAAUACCAAUCAGCUUAAAAGGAGGGAAAGGAUUAUGCCCAAUAAAUGUUAUUUGUGUAAAAGAAAUGGAGAAUCUGGCAUAUUAUCUGCUCCUUCGUUAUCCUAAGCAAAUGUAUGCUAUGACAGCUAAUUUCUCUUUGUUUGAUCUUUGAUGUGACUUUAGGUUAUGCAUUCAAUUAAGUUGGCAUAGAAAUCUUUUGGGUUAAGAAACGAAAAGGGUUUGGAGGGUCAUUCCAUUGUAUGUGGUAGACUGUGUGGAAGGAGAGAAAUUAUAAAUGUUAGUUCAAAGGAGAGUUUUUGUUU